AUCCCUCGGUCCAUGAGGAAUGUCGGGUCUGUAUGAUUUAAAAAUAGCCCCAUCUCAUCUUCUGCCUGACACGCUGCUCCAGCGAGGCUCAUAGUGGUGCGAGCAGCAGGAAUGUGAAGAUGGCUACAGAUCUGGGAGAGCUACUUGUCCCGUACAUGCCCACCAUUAGAGUACCAAGGAGGGGAGACAGGGUUUUCAAGAGCGAAUGCGCUUUUUCCUACGACUCUCCUGAAUCAGAAGGAGGUCUGUAUGUGUGUAUGAACUCAUUCCUGGGUUUCGGAAGAGAACAUGUGGAGAGACAUUACCAUAAAACUGGACAGAGCGUGUACAUGCACUUAAAACGACAUGUGAAAGAGAAAGCCACAGGUGCUGCAGGGGGUGCCAUACCAAGAAGAAGGAACGGAAAAAUAUUUUUAGAUUUAGAGCUAAACCGUGAUUUUAACGGAGUUGAUUAUGAGUAUGAAGAUGAGGCCAAGCUUGUCAUAUUUCCAGACCACUUUGAGAUCCCUUUACCAAAUAUUGAGGAGUUGCCCGCACUGGUUACAAUAGCCUGUGAUGCCGUCCUCAAUGCUUCAUCUCCAUACAAAAAGCAGGAGGCUGAUUCAUGGGAAGAGGAGAUCCAAGUAUCUAGACAUGCCAGAAGUCUUAGACAGCAGGAUAAUAGGGUUCGAAUUCCUCCCAGUGGCUGGAAGUGCGCCAAGUGUGAAAUGAGAGAGAACCUGUGGCUAAACCUGACGGAUGGCUCUGUCCUCUGUGGGAAGUGGUUCUUUGAUGGGAGCGGAGGGAACGGACAUGCCCUUGAGCACUACAAAGAAACCAACUUCCCCCUGGCAGUUAAACUCGACACAAUCAACCCAGAUGGAGCAGAUAUUUAUUCUUUCGAUGAAGAAGAAGCGGUGCUUGAUCCUCACAUAUCAGAACAUUUGUUACACUUCGGAAUAGAUAUGCUGCAAAUGCAAAGGACAGAGAAUGGCCAUCAUACAGACAACCACGUGCAGCCGCGUGUGAGUGACUGGGAAGUGAUUCAGGAGUCCAGUCUAAAGCUAAAGCCUGUCUAUGGCUCAGGAUACACGGGCAUCAAAAACCUGGGCAACAGCUGCUACCUGAGCACCACUAUGCAAGUGCUUUUCAGUAUUCCAGAGUUCCAGAGAGCGUAUGUUGGGAACCUACAGAGAAUAUUUGACUACUCACCCCUUGACCCAACUCAGGAUUUCAGCACACAAAUGGCAAAACUUGGUCAUGGACUUCUCUCAGGCCAGUACUCAAAACCUCCAAUGAAAUCAGAUCUUAUUGAACAGGUGAUGAAAGAAGAAUACAAGCAGCAGCAAAGAGGGAUUUCACCAAAGAUGUUCAAAGCGCUGGUCAGUAAAGGACACCCAGAGUUCUCCUCAAACCGGCAACAAGAUGCUCAUGAAUUCUUUCUGCACUUAAUUAACCUGGUGGAGAGGAACAGUUCAGGCUCAGAGACCCCCAGCGAUGUGUUCCGCUUCUUAGUUGAGGAGCGAGUGCAGUGCUGUCAGACACAGAAGGUGCGGUACACACAGCGAGUGGACUACCUUAUGCAGCUUCCUGUACCCUUAGAGGCUGCCAGCAACAGAGAGGAGUUAAUAGCAUAUGAGAGUAAGCGGAAGGAAGCUGAGGAGAACAUGCGGCCCCCUCCAGAGCCGGUGAGAGCCCGAAUCCCCUUCACUGCCUGUCUGCAAGACUUCACUGAGCCUGAGAAUGUUCCAGACUUCUGGAGCUCUGCACUGCAAGCCAAGUCGGCCGGAGUGAAGACUUCUCGUUUCGCAUCUUUCCCAGAUUACAUGAUCGUUCAAAUAAAGAAGUUCACAUUUGGGGUUGAUUGGGUGCCCAAAAAGUUAGAUGUUUCUGUAGAUGUACCUGAUUUCCUGGACUUGAAUCGCCUCCGGGCCACAGGGCUACAGGCUGGAGAAGCAGAACUGCCUGACAUUACACCUCCCAUUGUCAUUCCUGAAGACACCAGAGACAGUACAACAAACAACUCUUUGGAAUCUCCAGAAAUAGAUGAAUCAUCUGUGAUGCAACUGGCAGAGAUGGGUUUCCCUCUGGAAGCCUGUCGGAAGGCAGUGUACUACACUGGGAACAUGGGGGCAGAGAUGGCCUUUAACUGGAUAAUAGCACACAUGGAAGAGCCAGAUUUUGCUGAGCCUCUGGCAAUUCCCACUUACAUGGAACCAGACCUGCCCGGCCCCAGCUUCCCUACUAGCAGUGCGCUGGACAACCAACCUCCAGAAGAGAGCAUCUCCAUCCUCACCUCCAUGGGCUUCCCCAGACAUCACACAAUCCAGGCGCUCAAAGCCACAAACAACAACUUAGAGCGAGCUCUUGACUGGAUAUUCACACACCCAGACUGUGAGGACGAGAGUGAGGCUAUGUCAGACACGGCAGACACAGAGCCGAACAAUAUUUUAUAA
This is a messenger RNA of Sinocyclocheilus anshuiensis, 2435 nucleotides long. Its product is annotated as ubiquitin carboxyl-terminal hydrolase 13-like. Lineage: Eukaryota; Metazoa; Chordata; Actinopteri; Cypriniformes; Cyprinidae. The transcript is spliced from 19 exons. Gene Ontology annotation, molecular function: cysteine-type deubiquitinase activity; protein binding; zinc ion binding. The record is from RefSeq and is a predicted model, not a curated record. Gene Ontology annotation, biological process: protein deubiquitination. The coding region runs from base 120 to 2435 and encodes 771 amino acids.